This is a messenger RNA of Colletotrichum orchidophilum, 249 nucleotides long. RefSeq lists its product as uncharacterized. Lineage: Eukaryota; Fungi; Ascomycota; Sordariomycetes; Glomerellales; Glomerellaceae. The record is from RefSeq and is a predicted model, not a curated record. The transcript has a single exon. Bases 1 to 249 code for a protein of 82 amino acids.
AUGGAGACGCCUCCCAUCGAGGUUUCCUCGAUUCCUAUAGGGGGUGAACCUUCCAGUGCCCACAACACCACCACCGACGUCGACAGCGAUACCGAGGCCAUGGCUCAAUACUUUACAGAUCUCAUCGACGUAUUCACUUCCUCCUUUAGCUCACCCACCGCCAACGGCAAGGUUCUCAUGGAUCACAUAAUUCGAGCUCAUGGCUAUCGACAGCGGAGGGGCGUGACAAAGGGGGACUCGGUGCUUUAG